AACAAUUAUAUAUAUAUAUAUAUAUAUAUAAAACCCCCCCAACUCUCUUUAAACUCUGGAAAGAAUAAAGGUACCUCCCUUAAUAUCUUCUCUGUUUCUGAGUUUUCUCCCACCUUUCUACUUAUUACAAUAAUAACAUCCAAAACCAAACUCUCUCUGAUAUUUAUUUACCUCCUUCCCUCCCUCCUCUACUUUUUCGUUUUCUUUUUUCUCUUGUUUUUUGAUCUUCUUCUUUUACACAAACAAUAAUAAUAACAACAAUAUUUAUUUAUUUACCAUUACAAUAUUUAUAUAGAUCAUCAUCAUUCAGACAGAUCAAUCUGAAUGAUGAUGAUGAUGAUGAUGAACAUGUGGUGGAAAUGGAAAGCAUGUUCAAAUUCAAUACUCCUCCUCCUCCUUAUGCUUAUUAUGUUGUUGGCGAUGAUUGAUGGUGGUUGUGGUAUGAAGUUGGAGUUGAUACACCGGAACUCUCCCAAUAAUAAUGAAACGAGUACGAGUCUGGUGGAGCGCAUUACAGAGCUAUACGAGCGUGACAUGGUGCGGCAGCAGCACAUGAUUUACCGGAGACUCCGCCACACCCACAGCCACAGCACCAGGCGGAAAGAUCGCGAAACAGCGACGUCGAUAGCAAUGCGGAUACGUUCGGCUGCGGAUUAUGGGAGGGGGGAGUACUUCGUGCGAGUGAAGGUAGGGACGCCUGGCCAGAAUUUCCGAUUGUUUGUGGACACAGGGAGCGAUUUGACAUGGACCAAAUGUCGUUACCAUUGCAAAACCACCAAUUGCAAAUCACUACCUGUACGACUAGUACAAGGAGAAGGAAGGCUAAUCAACAACAAGAGGGUCUUUCGUGCUGAUUUUUCUUCUACAUUCAAUACCAUUCCAUGUUCUUCGCCCAUGUGUAAAAUUGGCCUUUCCCAUUUCUUUUCCCUCGCUACCUGUCGCAACCCCACGGACCCCUGUUUCUAUGACUACGGGUACAUGGAAGGAUCUAGAAUAAUUGGCUUCUUUGCCAAUGAGACUGUAUCUGUAAACCUUACAAAUGGUAGGAAAGAGAAACUACAGAAUGUGCUGGUUGGUUGCACUGAAUACAUGGAAGGAGACUUCAGAGCGGCUGAUGGUGUAUUGGGACUGGGAUUUAGCAAAUACUCAUUUACAGCACAUCUUGUUGAAGAAUUUGGUGCCAAGUUCUCAUACUGCUUAGUAGAUCACCUAAGUCCCAGGAACGUUUCCAGUUAUCUCUUAUUUGGCCACGUCAUAGUCGGAACCAAGUUGCUGAGCAACAAGCAAUAUACCAAACUCGUUUUGGCCAACGAAUUGGGUUCCUUAUACGGUGUAAGUGUAUCGGACAUCUCCAUUGGGGGAGUAUUGCUAAAAAUACCAUCUCAAGUAUGGGAUGUAAAUCUCGGUGGUGGUACGGUUCUUGAUUCGGGCACAAGCUUGACAUAUUUAUCAGCGCAAGCUUACGAUUUAGUCAUGGCUGCAUUGUUAAAGUCUGUAUCAAAAUUGCAAAGGUUGUCCGUAGAUGGAGUACCGUUUGAGUAUUGCUUCAAUUCCACAGGGUUUGAUGAGUCUUUGGUGCCAAGACUGAGAGUUCAUUUUACAGAUGGAGCUAGAUUCGAGCCACCAGUGAAGAGCUACAUUAUUGAUGUUGCAAUGGAAACCAAGUGUCUUGGAUUUGUUUCAUCAGAAUGGCCUGCUCCGUCUGUCAUUGGUAAUAUCAUGCAACAAAAUCAUUUGUGGGAAUUUGACUUGGAGCAAAGUACAUUAGGUUUUGCCCCUUCCACAUGUACCUAGUUUUGUGUGUAUGUAUAUAUAUACACGCUUGUAUUGAAUAUUAAAUUUUUGUAAUCCUUUUCUUUUUCAUCUUCAGCUUCUUUCUUUCUUUUUCAUAUGUAAAAUAUAAUUGUGUAUCUUAUAAAUUCAUUUGUAAUUCCUCUCGUACCUAUCAUGUUGUAUUCAACCAAGUCCUCAUCUUGAGUCUCUGGAGUCAAACAGUCCAAUUGUCCUUGACAGAGCCUUCUUCUUCUUUUUUACUU
This is a messenger RNA of Ziziphus jujuba (common jujube), 2036 nucleotides long. RefSeq names its product aspartic proteinase NANA, chloroplast. NCBI's taxonomy places the organism in Eukaryota, Viridiplantae, Streptophyta, Magnoliopsida, Rosales, Rhamnaceae. The record is from RefSeq and is a predicted model, not a curated record. The transcript is spliced from 2 exons. Bases 325 to 1794 code for a protein of 489 amino acids. Gene Ontology annotation, biological process: proteolysis. Gene Ontology annotation, molecular function: aspartic-type endopeptidase activity.